AUGGAAUUUUGUUUUAAAGAUGUUGUUGCCACUGGCGAACAUGCAUGGGCGCCAUCAUCUGGAGUUUUAUCCGAUAACAUACAUGGAAGUAAUUGGUUUCAACCUGAGAAACAAUUUGAGUUUGAAACUCCAACAAGUAAUGAGGAGCUUAUUAUGGAGGAUGACUUAAGAAGUAAUACAGGAGAAGGAUUGGAUCAUAUUAACUUGGAAGAACCAGAAGUAACUGAAAAAAGAGAGACAAAUGAGAGUGGUGAUAAAACUAAAAAAAAGAAGGCAUCAUCAAUUACAACUGAAAAGGAAAAAAGUAAAGUCAGUACUAGUUUAAGGAUCACGUCAUCAAUUGAGAGAAUUGCAGAAGUUGUGGAAUUGCGUUUUGCAAUUAUUGUGGGGUCAAAAGACACUCCACUCAGUAUUAAGAGUGUUAUGGAUAUUGUUCGUAAUUUACCUGGUAUGAUUGUUGGUAGUGAUUUAUGGUGGAAAGCGAGUAUGUUACUAGUUAAGCAAUCAAUGAGAGAAAUAUUCUCAGCACAAGAAGACCCAGAGUUGCAAUUGCUAUGGUUAGAAAAGAUGUCCGAACUACACAAAGACUAG
Messenger RNA from Nicotiana tabacum (common tobacco), 591 nucleotides. NCBI's taxonomy places the organism in Eukaryota, Viridiplantae, Streptophyta, Magnoliopsida, Solanales, Solanaceae. The record is from RefSeq and is a predicted model, not a curated record.